Messenger RNA from Schistosoma bovis, 2941 nucleotides. NCBI's taxonomy places the organism in Eukaryota, Metazoa, Platyhelminthes, Trematoda, Strigeidida, Schistosomatidae. The record is from the annotation of a GenBank genome assembly.
UCUGUUUAAUAGGUGGAUAGAAAUAUUUGUAUACGUAUAAAAAACUAUUCUUGAUAAAAUAGUAAACUAGAUUAAUGAAAAGUGUAGGAAACAAUGUAAAUAAUUUCUUUGAGGAAAAAUCAAAGUGUAGAAAAAUAAAUGUAAUCACAACUAUUACUUCUUUCAGUCCCCUUUCAUAUGUCCUAUAGAACAAUAAAUUAUUUAUGAUGGUGUGUUGGUAUAUUAAGUGUAUCCUGAAAGAGAAAGAAAGAAAGAAGAUUGAAUCAUUUCGUAUCAUUUUUCAAAACUUUUCAUUGACGAGUGUAAUACUUUCAAAGAUUAUUUUGAUAACAAGACAAAAGAUACAGUAGUUGUACAUAAUUAUUAUAAGUUAAUAUCUAAGAAAAAAAUCGUGAUAAAUACUGUUAGCAGUUUACUGCUAUUUUUUCUGGAAAAGCAAUGAAUCAACAUACAUUAUACAAUCCAAUUGAAUCAGUUUUCAACAGUUCAAAUUCUAAUUCACAGUUUCGGUUUGAUUGUGACUUUACAAAUUUUCUAACAUUUUUACAGAACAAUCAAACAUUGAAUUCUUUUUCAUCAACAAAUGUGCAUUCCUCUUCUUGUCGAAAUAAAUUCAUGCCAAAUUGUAAAGAGUUAUUUCCGUACACCAUCGAAAACGGAACUACUUCUAUGGAUAAUUCAGUUGAUGUAACAGUAAAACAAAAACAUCAAAUCACUGAGAGAUCUCCGACAAAUUCAGUACCAAACUCAAAUAAUUACGCAAGAGAUGAUACGAAAUUUAGUUAUUUGUUAAAUCAACAUGAUCACGCAUUAUAUUCUCACUUGAAGAAUAACAACACACAACCAAAUCAUUUUGACAUAUUAAGAUCAUUUUCAUCACCAUUAGCAUCAUCUUCGACAUGUGUCACAACACAAUCGCCAAUGACAUCAUCAUCAUUAUUAUUGUUAUGGCUGAGCCGUUUAAAUGAAUUAAUUUAUGAAAAUCCACAGGAGCUGACAGAGACUAAUUUUAUUUACAAAACUUUGACAAAUUUAUUAUCCGAAACAUCAACAUCACAUUUCAGUAAUGAUGGUCACAAAUCUGUCUUAAAUAAUUUAAACAACUGUCUUGAUUCAGCAAACAUUCAAAAUCAGACAAAGCGUCAUUCAUAUUUAUACAAUAAGAUGUAUAGUGAUCAGGAGCAAACUGGAAAUUGUACACUGACUCCAGGGAUAAUACCUACAAACCACAGUAAAAUUCGUGGUCCAGCAAAUGUAACAUUUUCUAAAUUAUGGGAUGAUAAUAAGUCUUUAAGUUGUGAUAUUAAACUAAAUGAUAUAUACAGUAAAUGUUGUAAGACAAAUAGAGGUAGAUAUCAAGAGGAAUUGAAUUAUUCACCGUCUUCAUCAAUAACUUCAACCGUUUUUCCUUUUUUCAAUUCUUUAAUGGAUAGUAGAAUGAUGAGAGAAAAUUGCAAGGAAUUAAAUGACAAUAAUGAUAAAAAAUCCUCAGUUCAACUUGACAAAAUGUGUACAAUUGACCGUAUACUGUAUAAUGAAGCCAGUAAAUGGGAUAACUUACUGAGUAACAAAAGUAUUACACAUUUAUCCGAUUCACCAAUACCAUUCAAUGCAGAUAAACCAAUAAAUCUUAUCAACUCAGGAAAUACUGACCACUGGAAACUAAAUAAUGAGUGUAACUUAAACAAAUGUGUACGUCUUAUUAAUGGAGAGAUUAAAAUGAGAGAAGAUUUAUCAGUUUCUGACUUUAUAUCUAGUGCUAUAAAAUAUGAUAGUUUUAAUAAAUCUACAUAUGAUAAUGGUUCAUUGAUUGAAGCGUUAGCAAGUACAAAUAAUUUAGAAAUGUGUUGGGUAAAAUUAAUUCAAAUUAAAAAUGAUUUAACUAAUAAUAAUAUCAAUUUAUCAAGUGAAUUAACAUUUAUUCAAUCUUCAAAACGUCAUCACUUAUUAGUUGGUAAAAAUGAAAAAAAUUGUAGUAAACAAGCUUCACGUAUGUUGUGGCCUCAUUUCAAUGCUAAAAGUUUUAAUGUGGAUAAAAAACUAGUACUGAAUGUCGCUAAUGAUUAUCCAUUUUUUGUUUACGGACAUGGAUGGUCAUCUAUUGAGCCAAAUUUAACAUUUAAUCAACAAGAUCUAUCAUGUAGACAGUUGAAAACAGAUGAUAUUUGUUUAGUACUGACCUACUGUGUUUUAUCUGCUAGUAGGAAGAAUCGUGUUACCACUACUAAAUCAUGUACCUAUAAAAUGGCCUUGUCAAAUGAAAAUUAUCCUGUAAAUUUUAAAUCACAAUCAACUCCAAAAUCAGUUCCAUUUUUAAAUGACGAUGCCAAGAACAAUUAUUUACCGUUAACUGGAUCAGAAAGAAAGUUCAACAAUGAAAUCAAUCCUGAAUUUCUUGAUUAUCAGAAAAUUCCAAUAAAUUUAAAAAUGAAUUCAAAUGAUCAUUUAUCUUCAAUCUCUUAUUGUACAGAAAAGAAUAAUAAAUUAAAACAAUAUGAUUCUAAUAUGCUUAUAAUGAAAAAACCAAAAUUAGAAUUAUCUUAUAAAAAAACAAUUAAAUCAAAUACAAUGUUAUCACAUCCAUUUUCUGCUUAUAAUUUAGCUAAAUCACCAGAAAAUUUAUAAAAUGGAAAUAAAAUACAUAAUGAAAACUAAUAAUUCAAUACAAACAAUAGUCAAAGUUCCUGUAUUAAUUACAUUACUGUACAGUAGUACAAAAGAUCUAAUCAACAACAAAGAAAGUCCAGGAUAAUUUCAUGCUGUGAAACAUCUUGACAAAAGAAAAUUAAUUUAUAAUGAUUUAAAAUAUAACUUGAUUUUUUCUCUCUGACGUUUAGUUAUUUUUCAUUUGUUCAUAUAAUAAUUGGGUUGUUGUGUUUCUUCAGUUGUGAAGCUCAUGAACUACUUAUUCUAUAGCUGAGAUCAUGAGUCAAUUGAAACU